CCUCUCCGACGCCGCCCAGGAGCAGCUGUCCAUGUACGACAAGGGCCUCUACCUUGAGCCCGACUGCGUCAAUGGCGCGUCCCCCAUGCCCGUCCACUGCAACUACAUGGGUCUGGGCCAGGAGUGCCGCGGCUGCUUCAUGGACAAAGAAAUCGCCGUCGUCAGAGGGGAUCGUGGCGGGAUGUGUUUUUGCCCUCUAGCAGAGGAGAUUGAGUGACUCUCAGCGGCAACAGAAAAACCUACUCCCUUCUUUCAAAUCUAUUUCUUAAUAGAAACAACACAACCAACCCGUUCCGUCGGUCUCUAUCAUCCAUAAUGAGUCCAGGAAAUAACAGCGAUGAAUUCACAGUGUAAUGCUUGAUGCAUAUUCAUUGGUGGGGCUCUUGUGGUAAGUAAGUUGUUUUCCAAUCCAACAUUCAUUUUCGCCCUGCCAGGAAGCCCAAAAGAGCUCUGCGUGGAUGCAUACGUUAGUUGGUUGCAUUAUGAACCUUGAGAACCAGCAAGGCAACCUCCGAUGCACGAUUGCCCUCCGCGACAGCAUGUACACAAUCAAUCGUACCGAAUUUUCUACCCCACCCAGUACAUAGUUUUUUUUCAUCUCUUGCCCAUCUCCCUCUAUCGGUACGCGAUUGAUUGCCCGUCGCGCUUUUUCCAUUUCAGACCUGCGACGGCGCCACCAGGUACCUCGAUGAUUUCGCUGAGGAAAUCUCCGUGUGGGUGAGUCGAUCGACGGUGUAUGUAUCGCGAGAAGGUUGUGGCUUCCUUGUUUCUUUGUUGAUUGCAAUUAGUUCUGUGAAGCAACAUGUUUUGUACAGAGUAAUGUAUUGCUCCAGUGGGUUCCCUGAAGACUGCGAGGACGCCGAUCGAUGCAAACAAAGCCAAUGAACAUUCAACCGGACAAAGGAACAACGGGAGAAAAAUCCUUCGAAGCCAAACCCUCAUACAAUGAAUGCUGGCCUUUAGAGAGUCUAUCCCGGAUGGAUGGAGAUAUAUUUACCUCUGGGUCACCAGGUUUCGAUUAACCUGCCGUAGUACGGAAGCGUGUUUCCCCGUCGGUUGAGUUUGGACCAGAUGGAAGUGACAAUAGAACGCGAAAAGACACCAAGCUAGGGUAGUUAAGACCCCAGUGUUGAAGUGAAUAAAAGUUGGUUGUCUCAUCGAUCCAACGCCGCAAUCAUCCACCACGCACGCACGCACGUUCGUCCACGUCUCGGAGGCAUGCAAAAAAAUUGCAAACUAACA
Molecule: messenger RNA, 1242 nt
Organism: Ectocarpus sp. CCAP 1310/34
Lineage: Eukaryota; Phaeophyceae; Ectocarpales; Ectocarpaceae
Source: the annotation of a GenBank genome assembly